Molecule: messenger RNA, 1188 nt
Organism: Aspergillus japonicus CBS 114.51
Lineage: Eukaryota; Fungi; Ascomycota; Eurotiomycetes; Eurotiales; Aspergillaceae
Product: kinase-like protein
Exons: 3
Coding region: 1-1188 (395 amino acids)
Biological process (GO): protein phosphorylation; spliceosomal complex assembly; regulation of mRNA processing
Molecular function (GO): ATP binding; protein kinase activity
Source: RefSeq, a predicted model, not a curated record
AUGGCUACAACAACAGCGAGGUCAAUAACUACUCCCGACGACACUGGGUUCCGGUUCUUGUACGAGCCUAUCGAGGACGUCGAGAGACUCGAACGUUAUCAACCAGGGGGCUAUCACACCGUACAAAUCGGCGAUCAUUUUCAUGGUCGCUAUAGAGUGAUCCACAAGCUGGGGCAUGGCUCCUAUUCCACUAUAUGGCUGGCUCGGAACGAGCAGAACAACAAGCACGUGGCAUUGAAAAUAUGCACGGCCGACUCAAGAAGCAAGGAGAUGAUAUCUUCCAUCAUAGACACUUUCACUGUCCACGGUCCGAAUGGCAAUCGUCCUUGUCAUGGCACCACAGCAGCACGAGCCAGUCUCACCGAGUUGAAAGAUGGUUCGUGGAUUUCCUUAUUCCAGCUUGACGUCGCACGAGCACUAGCUGCCCAAGCUGUUCUUGCGGUGGACUACAUACACACGCAGGGGGAAUUGUGCAUGGAGACCUACAUAUGGAAGUAUGGAGCGCCCGAGCGCGAGCCGGUCAUUUGUUUAGAUGGGAAGCCGCUUCCUCCUGGUGUUCCAUCUCACGCGGUAGUGCUAAUAUGGCUUGGGGCAGCAAGUGAGAAGAUCACACUUCCCGAAGCCAGGACCCUGCUUACAGAUUUUGGUGAGGCCUUCUCUUGCUCAAACUCGAAAGAACUCAAGUAUGAGUCUCGCACCCCGCUUGUCAUUCGCUCCCCCGAGGCACGGGUCGAACCAGACAAGCCGCUAUCGUAUGCGUCGGAUAUUUGGACUCUUGCGUGCACGACAUGGUCUAUCAUAGCUCAAAGGCUGCUGUUCGAAGAGUUCGUUGCCACAGAAGAUGACAUGACCCGUGAGCACGUCGAUACCCUUGGCAUAUUGCCAUUGGAGUGGUGGAAGAAGUGGGAGGCGCGACGGGAAAAGUUCACCGAGGAUGGUAGGCCCAUCAACCGCAAUCCAUUCCGGUCUUGGCGAGAUCGGUUUGAAGACAGCGUGCAGCAGCCCAGACAACGGGAAGGGAUGCCCGUUCUUGGCGACGAUGAACGAGAUGCUAUCUUUGACAUGCUACGACCGAUGCUCGCAUUCAGGCCAGAGGAGCGAUGUACGACUAAACAGAUCCUCGAGUCAGAAUGGAUGGUGAGAUGGGCGCUCCCUGCAUAUGAGAAGAUUCCGAAAAAUGAAAAAUAG